This is a messenger RNA of Myxocyprinus asiaticus (Chinese sucker), 2203 nucleotides long. Its product is annotated as protein TMED8-like. Lineage: Eukaryota; Metazoa; Chordata; Actinopteri; Cypriniformes; Catostomidae. Gene Ontology annotation, cellular component: Golgi membrane. The transcript has 7 exons. The record is from RefSeq and is a predicted model, not a curated record. Bases 170 to 976 code for a protein of 268 amino acids.
AAAAGAAGAGCUCUGUUGUCACUGCCAUCACAGUAGGUAUUUACAAAUUAGCGGACUUCCUGGGCAUCAAGCGUUCUCUGUCAACACUGUUGCGUAUAACAGAAUCACACUCUCGCUGGAGAUUUUGUAUCAUUAAUGAGGUUAUCUGACGGGCACCUGUGAGUCAGAGAUGGAGAAACUAGAGACACCAGGGCUCCAGUCUAGACUGUCAUCCCUGUCCGUUUCUUCUUUCCCUGGUAUAACUUCAAAAAACUGUGAAGCAAAUCCUUUGAACAGACUUCAAAGCACAGACCUUUCCCGGACAGUGAUCCAACCAGACAACCAAACUGAAAUGGAUGGUAUCAGCAAUGACAAAGAAUUUCCACAAUCUACCGAGGAGCCCAGUGUAUCUCUUGGGAAAGCAGAGGCAGUUGACUCACAGGAGAGCACUACCAGUGAGGGGACCUCACCGCCUGGGGAGAAAAAAGCUCUUCCGCCAUUGAAACCUGCAUCUACCUGGACUUCAAUGGCCCUGAAAGAGCUAAAGGCUAAGAUGCGUCAAGAGAAGGACAGUGUGGUGACUGUCUACCGUGGAGAUAUAAUGACCGUCCACAUGCCUACUGUUCCUGAGGCCAAGCGUGUGUGUUGGGAGUUUGCUACAGAUGGUUAUGACAUUGGUUUUGGGGUCUACUUCGACUGGUCACCAGUCACCAGCAGAAACAUUACUGUCCACAUUAGUGAAUCCAGUGAUGACGAGGAUGAAGAUGAUGAGCUGGAAGGCCCUGUUGUUCCUGGAGAUGUAGAGAAGGGCUCUAAAUCAGCAGCCAACUCGAACUUGGGAGAGAUCCUUCCUGUGUACCGUCAAGAUAGUCAUCUGGCAGUGCAGGGUGGCAGCCAUGAUUUUCCAGGAGAGGGCACGUACUUAAUAAAGUUUGACAACUCUUAUUCACUCUGGCGGAAUAAGACACUGUAUUACAGAGUGUACUACAGUGCCUGAGGAAUCAAGUGCAUAUUUAAAAUGAAGGUUUUAGUGAUACUUAUGUUUGAUCUUGUGUAUUACAUUACUGUUUAUGUAUAAUUCUUGCUAUUGUUGAUUUGUGCUUUUAUUUUAUCUAAAGCCCUAUCAUCGAUCAAAAAGUUUGCUUAUAUGUACAAAAUGAUUUUAGAAGUAAGGGAAUCACAAAGCUCAUGAUAUGUGUUAUGUUUGGUGUUUUGCGUGCACUUAAGAUACUAUGUGCAAAUAAUAUUUCAAGGGUCCAUAUAUGUUUUAUAUUUGCAUUUGCAGAUACCACAACUGUGGCAUCGCAUAUCAGGGACUAUAGUAGUAAUCAGGGAAGGUUUAUGGGUGUUCACCCUGGUCAAAUGCUUUUCAAACAUUUCCAUACAGAUCAAAUGCAAAUAAGAAAACAGACCACAGUUUAUUCAGGUUGUGAUAAAUGAGUAAUUUUAAAGUCUCUAUAUGUAUAUAUAGAGAGAGAGAGAGAGAGAGAUUUAUUGAUGUGUAUUGCCAAUAGUCUUCUGGAGUGGUUCUUUGAGGUCAGAUAUAUUUUUGUCUUAUCAAAAUUCACAGCAGAACUACAAAAACACUUGAAGCUACAACUACUGUAGUUAAGAUAUAUUAGAAACCUCAUUCACCUAUAUAUGUUUUUAUUGCAGUUGGAAGCUGUAGCAAGAUGGCUAUCAAAUCAAUCACCAGGGAUACUACUUAUGGCAGUGGUCACAUCCCCCUUGUUUAUAACUUAAAAGGAAACCAUUUCCUGCCACAAAAGGCAGCUAACUUGUUACAUAACUGAUUCAAUAUUUACAUGUCCCAGGCUCUGAAGGGUGGUUCAGAAAAAUACAAGACAAACUCUAGCAGAGUUUCAUGAUUAUUUCUGUUUAUGUUGUGCAAUAUGCCACACUGAGUGCUGACAGCAAGGGUUGUAGUAUAGUGUUUACUUUCAUUUCAGUACUCUGUUCUUGAUUGUAUUAAGAAUACCAAAUCACACUGCAAACAUGCAACCUGCACACUUGCCUCCUUUACCAGUGAAUUACUUUUGUACCUUUAAUUAUUUGUAUGUCUUAAGAGACUUGCAUUGUGCUGCUCAGAUACUUUAUACUGCUAAUGUGCUUUUUUGCCUGUCCUUCUGUGUAUCUUUUUUGGAUGAUAUGAAUUUGAUGUUUGUUUGUCAACCUUUUCAUGUUUUUCUUUUGCUGUUUGUUCACAAUAAACAUUGCUAAUGAA